Molecule: messenger RNA, 1435 nt
Organism: Ziziphus jujuba (common jujube)
Lineage: Eukaryota; Viridiplantae; Streptophyta; Magnoliopsida; Rosales; Rhamnaceae
Exons: 7
Coding region: 226-1158 (310 amino acids)
Molecular function (GO): 3'-5'-RNA exonuclease activity
Source: RefSeq, a predicted model, not a curated record
UUUGCUUACUUUGACACUUUUUUGGCUCAGCUUCCUCCCAAUCAAAUAAGAAUUUUUAUAGCUGAAUCAUACUCUUCUUCGAGUUCUCAAGAAUGGUAUAAAACAAAACUUGUUCAUCUCUCUUCUUUUGGAAAGUGGGAACAGCAUUUGAGGUUCGUGAUCAUGUAGUAGAAAAACAAAGGGCAUAGAGGGAUUACGCAAGGAAGAGAUAGGAUAAAAUAAAAAAUGAGUGUUUCUUUGACUUUGAUGACCUUCAAUCUUCACGAAGAUCAGCCCGAAGACAGUCCCAAUUCAUGGGAAAAGAGAAGGGAUUUGUGUAUAAGCGUUAUUACAAGUUAUUCCCCGAUGAUUCUAUGUACCCAACAAGGAGUAAAAUCUCAAUUGGAUUUUCUUCAACAAGGCUUGCCAGGUUAUGACCAAUUUGGAAUAUCAAGAAAAGGACCAGGAGACACUUCAGAUGAACAUUGCACUAUCUUUUAUGACAAGGAUAAGGUGGAGCUUAUAGAAGGUGGAACAUUUUGGUUAUCAGAGUCACCAUCUGUACCAGGAAGCAUGUCAUGGGGGUCUGCAGUUCCAUGUAUUGCAACAUGGGCAACAUUCCAACUGAAAGGAGUCGAGCCUCCUGGAUUUUCUUUUCAGAUAGUAAAUACAAACAUGGAUGAGUUUAGUCCUCGUUCCCGUAGACGAAGUGCUUUACUUACAUGGCAGCAUAUUGCAUCAUUGCCUCCCAGCUUGCCAGUUGUAUAUUGUGGAGGAUUUAACACUCAAAAGGAAUCAACUACAGGACGUUUUCUUCUUGGGAGAUCAAGAGAGCAUGGUAUAGUGGGGGAUAUGAGGGACACAUGGCCUAAUGCUCGUGUGAGGAAAAAUGUUUCUCUUAUUCGCACUUAUCAUGGAUUCAAAGGUGACAAGCAAGGAACUCUUGAAUUUCUGAAGUUGAUUUUCAGAGCCCUCUGCCUUUGCUGGGAUCGCCAGACCCAGGAUCUACACAUAGAUUGGAUUCUUUUCAGGGGUAGAUCUCUGAAUCCUGUUUCAUGUGAAGUGGUCAGUGAUAACAUUGAUGGAUUCUAUCCAUCCUCCCAUUAUCCCAUAUUUGCUGAGUUUAUGCUUCCUCGCACGGUGAGACUGCUUGAACCAUCCACUCAAGAGGAAAACUGAAAUAGCAUAAUUUUGGAGCCCUUUAUGCCUUCCCCCCUCUAUCUCUAUCUCAUCUUUUCUUUUGGUGUUUCUAUGAUGAUUUUCAAGUGCCAGUUAGGUUCGUUAGGAAAUACUGUGGAUAUAAUUUCAUUUUGGUGUCCAUAUUUGUUGUAUUGUUUCCUUACAGGAAAGUUUUAUAUUUGAAGGAAAUUUUCAUUCAUUUUUUAUUUUCCUGGCAAUGUAAGAACUUGUAACUUAUUGGUGUCUUUAGGAAAUGCUCCUGGUGUUUUUUCCUCGA